AUGGACAAAGAAGCUGGUCUUCACAUUGUUGUGCUCCCAUGGAUACACUACAGCCACCUCCAUUCCUUCCUCCACCUCUCCCGGCUAAUAGCCCAACUCGGCCACCGCAUCUCCUUCCUCUCCAUCCCAUCCCUCGUCCAAAGCCUGGCCGCGUCCCACUCCGAUCUCCCUCCUCUCGUCCACCUCGUCCCCCUCCACUUCGAUAUGCACGACGACGCUCUCGAAGCCGCCCUCGCCGCCUUCCUCGAGAGUGCUUCCCCUCCCCCGGACUGGAUCAUCUUCGAUUUCAUCCCACACUGGGUCCCCCGCGUCGCCGCCCGCCUCGGCGUGCCGUGCGCCUUCGUCUGCCUCAUCGGUGCCGCCGCCAGCGCCCUCUCCUGGCCGGCGGUCUCGCUUGCCGCCGACGGCGGCCAGGUGAUGCCCGAGCACCUCGCCGGGCCGACCGGUCGGUUCCCGUUCCCGACGUCGCUCGCCUACCGCCCCUACGAGGCUCGGCAAGUCGUGCGCGACAUGUUCGAGCCCAACCAGCUCGGAGCGUCGUGGGGAUCCCGCGGCGGGUUGGCGAUCCGGGGUUGCGACGUCGUCGCCGUCCGGAGCUCACCGGAGCUCGAGGCCGAAUGGCUCGCGCUGCUCGAACCCCUCUACCGGAAGCCGGUGCUCCCUCUCGGCCACUUCCCCCCAACUGCUCCGGCGAAGACGGAUCCAGAAUGCGACUAUAUUUUUGAGUGGCUGGGCAAGCAAGAAGCUGGAACGGUGGUGUGCGUGGCCUUGGGGACUUCGGUCAGUUUGAAUCAAGAGCAAACGCGUGAGAUUGCCCGUGGCCUGGAGCUCUCCGGUCUGCCAUUCCUGUGGGUUCUGAGGAGCUCAGAGAGCGAGAGCGAGACGCUCCUACACGAGACCGGGGGCAGGGGGCUGGUGUGGAAGGGCUGGGCGCCUCAGGUCGGGAUCCUGGGCCACCCUUCGGUCGGGGGGUUCUUAACCCACUGCGGCUGGAGCUCUCUCGUGGAGGCUCUCCAGUUUGGACUCGCCCUCGUCCUCCUUCCCCUGGCCUACGACCAAGGCCUCAAUGCCCGGCUCAUGGUGGAGAAGAAGGUCGGGGCGGAGGUUCCGAGGAACGAAGAGGAUGGCUCCUUCGUUGGGGAGGAUAUCGCUCGGACAGUCAGGUUAGUUAUGGUUGACAGAGAAGGAGAGGGGUGCAGGAAUCGAGCUAAGGAGCUUAGUCGAGUUCUUGGGAGCAAGGAGGUGCACGACAGGCAUGUGAGGAAUUUUCUCAAAUUGGCUGCAGAUCACGCUAGACAACUCAAUACUCUCAUUGGCAUCGAAGGAAGAAAACUAUAUUCCUACAGAGGAAUACUUUCAUGCAAGCUGUCACUCUAA
Molecule: messenger RNA, 1377 nt
Organism: Phoenix dactylifera (date palm)
Lineage: Eukaryota; Viridiplantae; Streptophyta; Magnoliopsida; Arecales; Arecaceae
Source: RefSeq, a predicted model, not a curated record